GGCUGCGCCAUUUGUGAAAGUGAGUCUUUACUUUGGUCGGCUGCACCUCGACUGGUUAUGGCUUCCACCAAGAAUCUCGAUGUCACCCAAUCCACCACCGGCCCAGCGGCCGCCCAAUCCACCACCGAUCCAGUGGCUGCCCAAUCUACCACCGGUCCAGCGGCGGAAGAAACCGAGCAGAAAAUAAGUGAGAAUGUAGCUGGUAGGGUAGCCAGCCUGCCGCUGGUCAGCUCUGCCUACGACAUGGUCUCGGCAGCAUAUACCUCUACAAAAGAGAGCCAUCCCUACAUGAAAUCAGUCUGUGACAUGGCAGAGAAGGGAGUGAAGACCAUUGCUUCGGUGGCGGUCAGCGGCGCCCAGCCCAUCCUCAACAAACUGGAGCCACAGAUUUCCACAGCCAAUGAAUACGCCUUGAAAGGUUUGGACAAGCUGGAAGAGAAAUUGCCAAUCCUUCAACAACCCACAGAUAAGAUCAUUUCAGACACAAAAGACCUGGUGACCGGGGCUAAGGAGGCGGUGAGUUCCACCGUCAGUGGCAUGGUGGACAAAACCAAGGAAGUAGUCCAGGGCGGCGUGGACAUAACCCGCUCGGCUGUCCAGAGUGGUGUGGAGAUGACCCGCUCCGCGGUUUCCAGCAGCGUCAACACCGUGAUGGAGUCUUCCGUGGCACAGAUGGUGUCCAGCAACUUGGAAGCGGCCCUUGGAAAAUCUGAAGAGAUUGUGGACCAUUAUCUUCCCAUGACCGAUGAAGAACUGGCCAAACUGGCUACCUCCGUGGAGGGCUUUGAAAUUGGCACGGUGGAGCAGCAGAAGGAGCAGAAAAGUUACUUUGUGCGUCUGGGGUCCUUGUCCAGCAAACUUCGCCACCGGGCCUUCCAACACUCCCUGGUCAAGUUGAAAAGGGCCAAGCAGGGCACCCAAGACUCGCUGUCCCAGCUGCACCAGACCAUUGAACUGAUUGAACACGUCAAACAGGGAGUUGAUCAGAAGAUUCAAAGUGGCCAGGAAAAGCUCCAUCAGAUGUGGCUGCAGUGGCACCAGAAGCAGGCUCCUGAGGUGACCCAGAAGGAGGCCCCCAAGCCACAGGAGAUCGAGUCCCAAGCUCUGGAGGUCUCCCGUGGCCUCACCCAACAGUUGCAAUCGGCUACCACGACGCUGGUCUCCAACCUCCAAGGUCUACCAGCCGGCCUUCAAGAGAAAGUGGGCCUUAUCCGCCAGAACGUCGACGAGCUCCGUACCGCCUUCAUGACCGCUGGAUCUUUCCAGGAUCUGCCGGGAUCCAUCCUAGCUCAGAGUCGGGAAAAAGUUGCCAAGGCCCGUCAGUUGACGGAUGAGCUAAUGGAUCACGUGGUGCAAAAUGCCCCUCUCACUUGGCUUGUAGGCCCCUUCUCGGCCUCGGGCAAAAAAGAGGGCGAAGAAAUAGAAAUGAAAUAGCAUUUCAAGGAUGCAAGCAAAUCAGAAUAUUGUUAAGUGUAAGGCGGGGGGUUUUUUUUGGAGCAAAGGGAAGAAUUACGCUUGGCUGCAAAUAGUUGAAAUAAAUAUAGAAUUCUUGGUGUAAAAGAUUGCUGGACCAAGGAAAGUCGAAGGAUUUUUUGAUGGUCCGGUUGCUUUUGUUUUUCUAACAUGAUCCAGUGAAAUUUUGGGCCGACGGGCUUAUUUCGCCCAAUUUAACACGCCUGAUUUCAUACUGUAAAUUGGCAACUGAAGAGGCGUUUAUCUCACUAACUCAUCUAAAAGCAAGUGUUUUUUUUAACGUUGCAGGAUUAGGAGAAUAGAAUCCAUUUUAAAUGGAUAUGGCCCAAAUUAAGAAGCGGUUAUCUAUAUUUUUCAUGUAACCAACUUCUUUUCAAUUGCUGGGAGAUUAUUCUUGCAAGAGAAAUCUCAGAGACAAAGAAUUAUUCAGUUUGAUGCAAAAUGCAGAACAAUGGGGAAGCUUAACCAAUUAUACGCAACCUUUUUCUUCUGAAUUUUCUCUUCCCCGUGAUAAUUCUCUGGCUUAAUUGAUUUUUUGCAAAUAGUGACAACUGAGAAAGCUGAAGUUGCCAGAAAUGUAAGUGGGAUGAAAGGAUGGAG
Notechis scutatus (mainland tiger snake) is the source of this 2073-nucleotide messenger RNA. RefSeq names its product perilipin-3-like. The record is from RefSeq and is a predicted model, not a curated record. Gene Ontology annotation, cellular component: lipid droplet; cytosol. Lineage: Eukaryota; Metazoa; Chordata; Lepidosauria; Squamata; Elapidae. Gene Ontology annotation, biological process: lipid storage; positive regulation of triglyceride storage.